Rhinichthys klamathensis goyatoka is the source of this 1320-nucleotide messenger RNA. Its product is annotated as C2 calcium-dependent domain-containing protein 4C. The record is from RefSeq and is a predicted model, not a curated record. The coding region runs from base 126 to 1295 and encodes 389 amino acids. NCBI's taxonomy places the organism in Eukaryota, Metazoa, Chordata, Actinopteri, Cypriniformes, Leuciscidae. The transcript has a single exon.
UGUAUUCCAAAGUGUUACCAAAUAAACUAUAGGUGUGUAGUGUAUAGUGCGUUAUACACGUUAAAUAGUAUUAAACGUGUAUUAACUUUUUAAAACUGUUUUUUUUUCUAGUAUUAUCAAUCACAAUGUGGAUCCUUCAGAAAGUACAGGCGGGAGCAGAAAGUCUUCCGAUGCAGAUUAAUCAUCUCAUCAGCAAACAUAAAGAGGAGAUUUCAGCCAAGACCAGCAUCCUCAAUAAACUGCACUGCAACGUCCUCACGCCUGAUAAAAUCCCUGACUUUUUUCUGCCGCCCAAGCUGACCAAGCACUGCCUCAUGGCAGACGCAGAAAAAAUUGUGCAAUGUCUGAACGAAGAACAAAAAGUUCCCAGCUCAGCAAAAACAUCAUUGUCAAGACCUGCUACUGCCCAGCCACUAAGAGCGAGUCUAAAAAAAUCUACAGCAGCUUUGAACAAACUCAAACCCAUUCCAUAUUCACUGAAAUGCUACGAGUACGGUUUAUUCGAGAGUCCGAACACGCGGCGCAAAGAGUCUUUGUUCCAUUCGACACUUACCAGUUACACACUAGAACGAAUGACCAUCAAAACACCCAAAUCUUCCUGUAGAGCAGUGCUGAAAGCAGCCAGCACUGAGAGUGACACGCCCUCUGCUGACUCCUCCCCUUAUUCCACUCCUCCACCAAUCAGAAGAGAGGAUUUCACCAGUGAACAGUCAUUGUCUGAAGAUCCAGUUCAGCAAGAUAUGCAAGCCUCUAAAAAUGAGAAAAAUAAAGAUCACCCCACUCCUGACAAAAAGUCCAUGUCGAAAGUACAUCACCAUGCUAAAGUUAUUCAAACGUCCCGUUGCACCAAACUAGCCCCGCCCAUCCAGUUCCCACUGGACAUGCUGCACUGCCAGGAACGCUUCCACCAGGAACACGUGCUUCCUCUUCCUCAGAGAGGCCGAGUGCGCAUUUCUGCCUUCAGGUCCAGUGCAGCCAGGUGCUCUAUGACAAUUCGCAUCCGCGUAGUCUCGGUGGAAGGCUUGAGAGAUCCUGGUGACCCUCGACCUCUGACCUGCAGCAUGACCCUAAGCCUCACCCCAGGCAAGCUGCAGAGGCAACACAGCGCCAUCAUCAGGAACUGCCGCAACCCUGUGUUCAAUGAAGACUUCUUCUUUCAGGAACCAGAGGAGCAGCAGGGCAUUCUGGGAGAUCUGGCCCUCAGACUGAAGGUGCUGGAUAAGGCCUCAGGAUUGGGCAGAGGAGUGGUGCUGGGAAUUGUCAUCAAACCUCUCUGUCAGCUACUGCCACUGUGAGACACAAACACUCAAAGACACAUGC